Molecule: messenger RNA, 132 nt
Organism: Loa loa (African eye worm)
Lineage: Eukaryota; Metazoa; Nematoda; Chromadorea; Rhabditida; Onchocercidae
Exons: 2
Coding region: 1-132 (43 amino acids)
Source: RefSeq, a predicted model, not a curated record
AUGUCGAUCCAUUAUUUCAGUAUGCUUAUUCAUUAUUUCGUUUAUCUAUCCAUUCAUCAAUGUUCAAUGGUUCUGUCAUGCACAUUUGCAUAUCAUGGGAAUAAUAAAUCUAUCGUUAAAAUGCUUCAAUAA